AUGAUAUGGGUUCAAGCAUUGGCAUGCCAUCAAAGCGCAUCCAAAGUGGACGCAUUUAAGUUAGUAGCGUCUUCUAGUGGUGCACAUCGUAGGCGUAUUCACCUAGUAGGGCUUCCGCCGACUUUUAGUCAACUCAUCUGCAGCAACGACCUCACAACUUUCAACAUUUUCAAGC
Messenger RNA from Amoebophrya sp. A25, 175 nucleotides. The record is from the annotation of a GenBank genome assembly. NCBI's taxonomy places the organism in Eukaryota, Dinophyceae, Syndiniales, Amoebophryaceae.